This is a messenger RNA of Rotaria sordida, 1695 nucleotides long. The record is from the annotation of a GenBank genome assembly. NCBI's taxonomy places the organism in Eukaryota, Metazoa, Rotifera, Eurotatoria, Philodinida, Philodinidae.
AUGGAACGGAUCAUAAACACUUUGAAUUCAGCUGAUUCUACACCAAUGAUUUCAUCAACGACGCCAUCCGACGAUGAAGAUGAUGUAGAUGAUCAUCAUCAAGUUCCUAUUUCAACAUCAGAUUUAAAUUCUGUAAUAACAAAUAAUGGCGUCGUCAGAUCCCAUACAAUUGUAAACAUAAAUAAUAAUGAUAAUGAUUCCAGUAAUAUUGAUGAUUUAUCUUCUCUUAUUCAAACUGCAACAUCAACAACAUUAGAUACUUCACAAUGUAAUUCAUGUUUAAAUUUAAAUAGAUCAAAUAGUGAAAUAAGUUUUGUUCAACCACUUAUUGAACAACAUCAAACAAUAUUACCUAUAUAUACAUCACCUAUAAAUAACGAUGAUGAAAGAAUAAUACCAUCAUCAGCAUCAUCAACUAUAUCAUCAUCAACUAGUUCAAAUAGUUCAAUUAUACCAAAUUAUCGUUCAUAUAUGACAUUAUAUUUUACAGAUAUGUUUAUAUCUGCAUUUAUUAUAACACCAUUUGUUAAUAUACAUUGGCGUGGAGCUUGGGAUUUACUUGAUAUACAUUUACUACCUGAUUAUCCAAAUACAAGUGCAUUCAUUUCAAUGGGUAUUGGAUAUUUUAUGCUCUAUAUAUUAUAUUUAACACAAAGCUAUUCACAAAAUUUUUAUGAAAAAAAUCGGCAUAAUAUUAUGGGCUUGAUUAUGACAAGGUUAUAUACAUUAUUACUUGCAUUAGCUUAUAUUAAUCAAUGGCGUGGUUUAUGGAAUUUAUUAGAUUUAACAAGUAAUGAAUGGUAUCAUUUAUUAGGUGAAACAGGAAUUAGUGUUAUAUUUCUUUUAUUAAUGAAAUCAGUUUAUAAUCUUAAUUCAGCACCAUUUUUAAUUGGUAUUGAUACUGAGAGUUAUUUUUUACUUGAUUCUAAAUAUACUGUUUCAACAAAUCGUUUUUUGCAAUAUAAUUUUGAUUUCUUUUUUUAUGAAGUAGUUGAAGCACCACUAUUAACAAUAGCAUGGCGUGGUUUAUAUAAUCUCUCUGAUAAAUAUAUAUAUCCUGAUAAACGAGAACUUUCUAUGAUAAUAUCAUUUGCUAGUGGCUAUUUCAUAUAUUUUAUUCUUGGGUUUAUACAAGUUCCGAUUGUUCGAUGUUUAUUAAAACAACGUCACAGAAUUUUACAUUCAUUUGUAUCAACAUUAUUUCAUUUAAUUGCAUUUUUAAGUGCUGUGCAAAUAUGGAGAAGUUUAUGGAUUGUUUGUGAACAAUAUCUUAAUAUUCCUGAUUAUCACAAUACAACUCUUUGGAUUUGCUAUGGUGCUUCUUUUGUUGUGCUGACAUGUGGCUUGGCAGCAUGUUCAUUGAAUGGACCAGGUGGAUCUAAAGAUAGUUAUGUUGAUGAAGGACCAAUACUUGUAUUUAAAUUUGAUUAUUUUUCAACAUUACUUAAACUACAACGUACAGAUGACACUGUAUCAAAUCAGACACCAUCCCAUUCGGGUGUCAUUUUAUGGUUAAUAGGACGUGUUUUGAGACAACAGCAACAAAGUCGAAGUGCUUUAAAUCAAUCACGAAGAAAUAGUUUUGGUCGAUUAAGUUAUUCAAAGGUCAAUAAUGGUAUUAGUUUAAGUCCUGAUAUAUCAUCAACAGAUACAAUUGUGACUGAUAAACGACUUUAUGGAUUUAAACCUCCCUAG